Molecule: messenger RNA, 3592 nt
Organism: Stegastes partitus (bicolor damselfish)
Lineage: Eukaryota; Metazoa; Chordata; Actinopteri; Pomacentridae
Product: acetyl-coenzyme A synthetase, cytoplasmic-like
Exons: 14
Molecular function (GO): acetyl-CoA synthetase activity; AMP binding
Source: RefSeq, a predicted model, not a curated record
UUUGCAGGUUUCUCCUCUGAGUCCCUGUCUGAGAGGAUUAUGGACGCCCAGAGCAGCGUGUUGGUGACAGCAGAUGGUGUUUACAGAGGAGAGAAGCUGAUCAACCUGAAGCAGAUUGCAGACGAGGCUCUGGAGAAGUGCAGGGAAAAAGCGUCUUGCAGCGUCACCAAAUGCCUCGUCGUGAAGCAUCAUGCGCUGAGGACAAAAAGUGGAGCCGCAUGCAACAAACUGCAGACCCCCUGGGACGCCGAGUGCGACUUGUGGUGGGACGAGGCGAUGAAAGAAUCAUCUGAAGUGUGUGAACCCGAGUGGCUGGACGCCGAGGACCCGCUGUUCAUCCUCUACACCAGCGGCUCCACCGGCAAACCCAAGGGCGUUCUCCACACCGUUGCCGGGUACCUGCUCUACACGUCGCUGACCUUCAAAUAUGUUUUCGAUCAUCACCACGACGACGUGUACUGGUGCACGGCCGACAUCGGCUGGAUCACCGGUCACUCCUACAUCAGCUACGGACCCCUGGCAAACGGAGCCACAAGUGUUCUGUUCGAAGGAAUCCCCGUCCACCCUCACGUCGGUCGGUUCUGGGAGGUAAUCGAGAAGUACAAAGUGACCAAGUUCUACACAGCUCCCACGGCCAUCCGCCUGCUGAUGAAGUACGGGAAGGAGCCUCUGCAGAAGUACGACCUGUCCAGUCUGAGGAUUCUGGGUACGGUGGGCGAGCCGAUCAAUCCGGAGGCGUGGCAGUGGUACCAUGAGGCGGUCGGUCAGGGCCGGUGUCCUGUGGUCGACACUUUCUGGCAGACAGAGACCGGAGGUCACGUGUUGACUCCUCUACCUGCUGCUACACCACUGAAACCAGGAUCUGCUACCUUUCCUUUCUUCGGGGUGGAACCGACCAUCCUCAAUGAACACGGGGAGGAACUGGAAGGAGAAGCUGAGGGUUAUCUGGUCUUCAGGAGGCCCUGGCCUGGAAUAAUGCGCACAGUCUACAAAAACCACGAGCGCUUCGAGAACACCUACUUCAAGAAAUUCCCAGGCUUUUACGUGACCGGUGACGGCUGCAGGAGGGAUAAAGACGGCUAUUACUGGAUCACGGGGAGAAUAGACGACAUGCUCAACGUGUCAGGCCACCUGAUGAGCACAGCGGAGGUGGAGGCGGCUCUGACGGAGCACCCGGCUGUGGCCGAGGCCGCCGUGGUGAGCCGACCUCACAAAGUGAAGGGAGAGUGUCUCUACUGCUUUGUCACCCUCAAAGACUGCAGGGAGUUCAACCACAUGCUGGUGGAGGAGCUCAAGAGACAGGUGAGAGAGAAAAUCGGACCAAUCGCGACGCCAGACUUCAUCCAGAACGCCCCGGCGCUCCCGAAAACUCGUUCAGGGAAGAUCAUGAGGCGAAUCCUCCGGCAGGUGGCCCGGAACGAGAAGGACCUGGGCGACCUCUCCACCCUGGCCGACCCCAAGGUGGUGGAGGAGCUGUUCAGCCAGAGGUGUGAAGCUGCAGCCUGAAACAAACCAACAAACCUUCAUCUCUUUCAUCUGCUGUAACGACACAAUGAAGACAAUCACAAACCGCUGGUUCUGGAUCAGCGUCUCGGUGUUUGUGUGCACUAUUUUUGGGACUGAAUGACGUGGCUGGGAUCAGAAAAUUAUGAAGAUGUUUAUGUUUUAUGUGGAGAAGAAGGAAGCAGACGAUAAUGGAUAAUGUGUUGAUGCGGGGUUGUUGGUGGUUUGGGCCAAAUUUGUCACUGAACUGAACAGAAAUGUAAAUGCAGCAUGUAAUAUCUGAUCAGAUCUACUUAAUAUGCGGGCAUUUCUACAACAUCAUAGGCUGCAUGAAACAUCCAAACAUGCACAAUGUUGGAAGUGAUAAUUGUUAGAUUGAGAGUGGAGUCAAAGACUGGAAAUCCAAAGUUAGUAAUGAGUCACACACUCAUAGAGGUACUGAGGUUUCUGGUUUGUAGAAAGUUCUUCCACCGUAUCCUGAAGGGCUUGGUGAAGGUGACAGGAUCAUGUUGUCAGAGUGUCACAUGGAUGUUCGAUGGGUGACAUAGCUUGAGAGUUGUCUCGCGGGAAGUUAAAGCAAAAAAAGUAAACGUGAUGUUCAUGGGUUUAAGAGUUUCAUCUCGAUCUUGUUGGACUUUGACACUGAUGAUUGACGAAUGAAGUAACUGUGGUCUUCGUUCCGUUCACCACAUCUGCCACCUGCUCCAUAUAGCUAAAAGAGGAGACAAUCAGUGAAAAGAACCAUCCUCCAUCUUGCCAAUAUCAAAUAAACGUGGACCCUUGAGAAAAUUUUGACACGGUUUUGUCAAUAGAUCGAGGCCUUGGUGCGGCUGACGAAUAGGGAUAGACCGAUUAUCGUGGCCAAGAUUUGGCAUUUUUCUGAUUAUCAGCAUCGGCAUUUUUAUUGACCAAUAAUUGUUAAAAUAAAUGUGCUACUUUGGAUCUGAUGCAUCCUCCUCUUUCUGUCUGUGGUCUCAGAAAUGUUUCUCAAGCAGAGACUACAAAAACUGAACAAGGAACACGAGCCGUUGCCACAAACCGGGAAAUUAUCUGUUUUCACAGUGGCUAAGGCUACGCUAACGGCUAGCAGCUAAGUUAGAAGGCAGCCACAGAUUACCCUGAAACAGAGUCUGGAUAACAGUAAUUAAUAAUGCUUUCAGAUACUGUGAUGGAACAGUAAACAAUUAAGAAAAGGCCAGAUGAGCAGAUGUAACUGCAGGAGACAAACUAAUCAAUCUCAGUGGAUCCCAUAGAGUCCUAAUUUAUUCACUCCUUUUUCUGUUUUCCAUAUUCAGUUCUAAUCACAAUUAUUAAUGAAGAAGCCUCGUUAUGAAUGACAGGUUUCCUGCUGUCACAUGCUAUUAAAAAAUUACGUUUAAUGUAUAUCUGCUCCAGGUUAUCAGCCUUUCUUGCGUACCAAUAAUCGGCAUCGGUAUCUGCCCCCCCUCGAUGAUUCCUCAACGUUUGAGCAGAUUUAUAGUAUAUUCUCAGUCUAUACACACCAACAACUUCACCAGCAGUCUCAGUAGCCAAUCAGAAAUGGUUUUAACAGAUGGCCGAGCCAGAUGCGUUGAUCCUGAGCUCCGAUGGCGACAUUCUAUCUGCUGUCAUGUGGCAGAUUGUCUGUCUGAAACAACUUCUGGGAUGACAAACAGUGGUGUUGUGGACAACCAAUCCGCCAGCAUGCCUGUUUGCAUCAUCUGUACCGUUGUGUCAUUUGAAUAAAAAGCUGCAGUUUGAGGUGGUCACUGGUCAGAGAAGUGUCAAACUAUCUGAUCCUUGUUAAAGCCAAACCUGACGAUGAUGUGGAUGAACUCAGUGGAACAGCUUACACACUUUUUGUUCAAAAUUGUCCAUCUUUAUCUAAUCAUAAGCUGGUAAGAAAGACAUGCUGCCUUUAUGUUUUUGUUCAGUCAUAUUCUUGAUGCCUUUCAUGUCUCAUAUUGUUGAAGGAAGAAAUGAUGCUUCUAUUUUCAAAUCUUGAAAUAGAAAAACCUGCUUUGCACAGCUUGCUUUUCUCUAACGACCGAUGUAUAUUUCCAAUCUGUGAUUUAUUUCUAUGACCUGAGAAUAAAGUGUUUUAUCCGUC